CCACAAAAGCCACCAUACCAAAUGAUCACUUGAGUUGAAGCAAAACCCGGCGAACCCAUAGGUCCAUCACCAAAGUGCCCUUCCCCCUAAUAAAAUUAAAAAAAAAAAAGUUAUCCUUUGUAUAAUUUUUUCAAAAUGGUUACAUUUUUUUCAAUAAAAAUAAUAAAGUAGGUUUUUUUUUGUUGAUGGGAAAAAUGAGAGGGAGGUUUAAUCGGAGGUGGAAGAGUCCCUCUGAAGAAUCGCCGGAAAUUAAUCGCUGACAACCAAAUGAAAAAGAGGAAGAAGAAGGUGGUGGGUCUAAACCCUCCUAACUCUUCAAUUUUACAGCAGCUGAAUUGCAAAUGGCGUAUGAGGACGCUUGGCGUGUCUGUCAUCCCGAUUUCAAGCGCCCCUUCUCUUCUCUUGAAGAUGCUUGUGAGAGGCUGCUACCUUACCAUGUGGUAGCAGAUUAUGAAGCUGAGGAAGAUGAUAGAAUCCUUGAUUCGGACACCACAGGCCAAGCGUUAUCACGCUCGCAACAAUGGGAUCUCAACAUUGGUAACAAAUUAACCGAAUUUACUUCAACUUUUGAAAAACAAGUUCUUGCCUUCAAUAUCAUUACCCGAAAACAAGCCAUUGGGGAGUUUAGAUCAGAAGAAAGGUUAUAUGUUGAACAGGCUCUCCUACAAGAAGAAAGGCGCGCAUUGUUUGAAGCGAGGGUCGAAAUGGAAACAAGACAAAAGGCGGGAGCCGCCAGUGUGCACAUGGCGGCUAUGGCUCGAGCCGAGUCACAGGCUCAUGCUGUGAUGAUGGCUAGGGGACCAAUAAGGGCUAGUGCAAUGGGAGCUCAUGAAGUGGUUGACCAAGAACCCGAAGUCAACCCAGAUGAGAUGAUGAAUCGGUGGGAGAAUAAUAAUGUUCAACAAGAUGAAAAAGAAGCGUGUGAGGAUUUUUUGAAUGAUGAAGAGAAGGAUAAUGGAGAUAUGGGUAGUAGUGUUCAAAGUGACUGGCUUGAAGGUGGUGCAUUUGAUUUGAACACAAGAUAGCUACAAUUUUGCUGGUCUCUUUAUAAUAAAAGACGGUCUUUCUUUUUUUCCUCAAAUGUCUUUUUUGGGUUCCUAAGGGUCUCACUUUUUUUUUUGUAGUUGAUCAUAACCUGAGGGCUGUUUGUUUACCUCUUAAUGAGGCUCUUAAUGGUUUAGGCGUCUUACUGGUUCAGCACUUAAUGGUUCAGACUGUUUGUUUCAUGAGCAGAUGUUUAAAUGGUUCAGACAUUUGCCUCUGAAUGGUUAAUUAUUAUACAGAGUCUGAAUGGUUAAGACCUCUAAUCUGAAUCGGUCAGACACUUGCCUCUAAAUGAUAAAACAUUAUACUGGCUCUUAAUGGUUCAAACCUCUUACUGGUUCAACAGUUAAUGAUUCAGGCGUUUUACUGGUUUAACACUUAACCAUUCAGAUUUUAGAAGUUGCCAAACAGCCCCUACAUGUUUUACACGAUUUGAAAACCACACUGUUACUUGUGUAUCAAACAGAUACCCUUCAUUCCUUCGAUUAAAAACGCGUUUUGCAAUCUAUGUUAUCAAUACAAAAAAUAAAGGAUGUUUACUUCUAGAAGCACAUAGUUUUUGUGAAUAUAAAAGAACAAUUGUAUAACAUAACCACUUUUAUAUUGAGACAAAUUCCUCAUCCAUAACAUUGACGGUCCCACAGAAACAUAAAUACGAAGCAUCCUUUGAAAACAAACAAAAAGAAACGUAAGAAACAUGGAUUCACUCUAGAAGCCACCAAUCCCUUCUAGAUUUUCAUUUUUUUAAUUAUAUUUAUAUCGCUUUCAAUUAUUAUUUUAAUAUUUUUUCGUCACCAAGUCGACUUUUUGUAGGUCAAUUUAACUAACAGACAACCUAUUCAAUCAUCAAGCCUUUGCUGUUUAUAUACCAACCCUGAAACCGAUCACAGCAGCCAGUACGGUAGUAGUUUAACAAUUUAAUUUGUUUCUAAAGAUCACGAUAGCAUGAGACUGUCCGUUAAGCCGGCUUUGAUCUUCUUGGUGUUUGUUUUGGUGACGGGUUUUAGGUUCGAGUCUAAUCAUCAGACUAUGAUAUUUGCACAAGCGCGACCGCUUUCGCUUGUAUCUACCGCAAGAUAUGUAAGGGCUUUCGAUACGCUGGGAAUGAUAUGUAAAUGUUGUGAUAGUGUGGGAGGAGACUGCACACGUACAUGGAGCGGAUCGUGUUCUAAUCUCCAAUGCAUCCCUUGGAGAUUACAUUAACAUGCUACUUGUAUUUAAUUCUGUAGCGCUUGUAAUGAUUGUGCCUAUUUCUUUUAUUCCGAAUUAAAGCACAAUACAAUAGUAGUACAUAAUUCUUGGUAGUCUCAAA
This is a messenger RNA of Helianthus annuus (common sunflower), 2356 nucleotides long. Its product is annotated as BRD4-interacting chromatin-remodeling complex-associated protein. Lineage: Eukaryota; Viridiplantae; Streptophyta; Magnoliopsida; Asterales; Asteraceae. The transcript has 3 exons. Gene Ontology annotation, biological process: positive regulation of DNA-templated transcription. Gene Ontology annotation, cellular component: SWI/SNF complex. The record is from RefSeq and is a predicted model, not a curated record. Bases 342 to 1025 code for a protein of 227 amino acids.